Messenger RNA from Symbiodinium necroappetens, 3711 nucleotides. The record is from the annotation of a GenBank genome assembly. NCBI's taxonomy places the organism in Eukaryota, Dinophyceae, Suessiales, Symbiodiniaceae.
AUGGCACACUACACAUCAUCGACACAAAUUGUUUGUAUGACGACGCCUCACGAUGUGGUUGCUGAGAGCUCCGAGUCAUUGACUGUCAGUGUACAAAUCUUUGGCGGCCUCGGACUUGCUUCGUAUGCAUCCAAGAGCAGUGCCUUUCAAUACCACUGGCAGGAUACCGCCCUUAUCCACUGGGCCAACCAUUGGGCCGGUACGGGCGGCGACAUCAUGGAAUUUGGUGGAGACAUCCGCGCUGGCGCAACCUCUGCUGGUCAGUUCGAGAUCCGCGUUGGUGAUGCUUGGUGCCACGUCGAUGAAGAGGUGUGGCCAUUGUCAAACCGCAGAAGGAGCUGGACAAAGCAAGUAAGUUGCCAGCUGCCUGACGACGACCUGCUGAUUCCUGGAUAUUACAAUGUGACCAUAAGGGUCAACAGCUUGGACAGAGCGGAUGGCGAUUGUCCGAACAGCUUGUGUUUCCCAUACACGGAGGAACAGGCUGGGACAGGAUACGGGCAUGGGUUCGCAGCAAUCGUGAAUCCGCCUCCAUCUGAUUCGAACGGCAAGUUGAACAGGGUAUGGGGUGGCAUGUUGGACAUCGUGACAGGACACACAUACCACUUUACGGUAUAUCCACAGGUCAACUCGAUUGAACCAUUGGAAGGUGGCCUUUAUGGUGGCAACAACCUGACGAUCCAUGGAUCUUCGUUUGCUGCAGAAAUGGAGGGCAACCAGGUGACUGUCGGGGGCGUUCCGUGUGAGGUUCUGGAGGCCACAACAGACACCAUUGUGUGCAGACUCGGCCAGUGGAAUGACGCAGCGGAUCGUGGCGAGACUGUCCGUGGGCUCCACUACAACAGAUGGAACGACCGGCGUCGCCGGGCGUGGGGCAUUAACAACAUCCCGGCCAAGGAGGCCAGGGGCGAUGCCUUCGAGACCGGCUUUCUGAAGGCCUCUUUGUUCCAAGUUGCCACAAAAGAGCCGUGGGACAACGACCCGGGACUCGAUCGCACACUGCUGGAGCUAGAUGGCUUCUUCGUACCGCCUCUUGAAGCGAACUACAGCUUCUACAUUUGUGGCGAUGAUGGUGCAACCUUGGAGAUCGGUGAAGAUGCGGGUAUGCCGCAUUCCACACUUCGCACUGUGGCAUACUUUGGAGAAUGGGUUGGGGUCUCAUACGGUUAUGCACGGCUCAGCACCGGUGACUUCCAGCGACUACGGGAUGAUUUCGCCUUUCUGCUGGCCAGCCAUCGGACAGGCUUUUCAGCUCUGGGAGGCGACGACAAAAAGAUCUCUGAUGAUGUGCGGUUGGAAGCUGGUGAGCAGUUGCCUCAAUCGUGGCUCCUUGCGCUGAGAUCUGUGGCUGCUGAAGCUGGCCUUGUGGAUGAAGAGCUGCCCUUCUCUGCAGUUACGGUGAACCUGCCGAACUUGAGUGCGCCGAUCCACACCACCGUGCAAUCUUCGAAGGAAUAUGUGCGAGGAUCAGAACACGUCAGUACACACAGUGGAAUCAGUCUCGUCAGCACAGAGAAGCGCAAGGCCCUCUUGUCCACACUCGAAGAUGGGGCCCGAUACACGCAGCGCUUCAAGGAUUGUUGCCGACGCAAGUACGGAAAGCUUGUCGUAGCAUGGCGGAUCCUACUGGAUCCGGGUGGCAAUGGACGUGUCUCUUUCGUGCCUUUCUGCAACGCGGCACGAGCCAUGGGCUUUGUGAAUGUCUCCACGCCACCCGCUUGCACCCAUGAUCGGUUUGGUGUUUUCUCGUCUUCAGCGAUAUUGCAAGCACUUGUGCUGUCAACGUGGGACUCUCGCAAGAGUUCUUGGAUCGCGGAUUCCCUUGUCAAGUGGACACGUGCAGGUGUGCUACGCAUUCGUUGGCUUUGGCGGCAUCUGGACGUUAAGUGCACCGGCUUCCUGACACUGGACAGCUGGGAUCCCCACUCAUAUCGAGUCCUCAUGGAAUUCCGGGAGAUUUGCAGAUCUGAAUUCGGAGGAGUUGUGGAGGCUUUCAAGUUCGGAAUGAACAGGACCGGAUCAGGUGCUUGUUACAAGAAAGAGUUUGAACAGUUUCUGAAGAAUUUCGAGUUCUCUGGAGAUUACCAAAUCCUCUGGGAUGCUUUGGACAAAGAUCGCGGCGGCUUUAUCACAGUUGAUGAGCUUUUUUUCUUAGCACGAUGGCAGGGCGAGCGCUUCCGACCUGAGAAGGUCCAGCGUGAGUUCAACCUGAACCUUGUGCGGUUGAAGAUUUGCAAGCAGCAACGACAAAAGCAUCAAGCGAGGAUGAACGAGUUCAAAGCUCGGAUCGAGGACGAGCAGCAAGUCCUGGAACGAAACCGGAGCCUACGGAUGGCAGCUGCUAAGCAGCAUGUCCGUCUGACUACCGAGCAAGUCCGAUCAGCAGAAGAAGAGGCAUUUCCCGUUUCGCUUGAGGCAUCACUCCGGAACAGGAGCCAAUUGGAUCCGCUUUGGCAUGAAGGUGGUGUUACUUUGUCACGUUGGACUGGAUUCCCAGUGCAGAUUGCAGAUGUCACUCAGCCAGGUCUCAUUGGACAACUGGGCGAGGAGGCGUUUAUCACUUUCUCGAAUUCAGUGGAAUUUGGCAAAGUGAGGGACGACAUCCGCGAUGCGAGGGCCGCGGACUCUGAGAGUCGACGCGGCUUCUUUUUCGGUGCCGUCUUGGGGCUCCAUGAUUGCAGAAGUGUCUCCGGUGACGACGAUGAGUCGGUCGGCCAGACGAACUGGAUCAGGAUGGAAGUAUACGAUGCGGGCGCCGGGGGUGCAACAGUCGGAGACCUGCAGCCGACCCGGCCGGGCAGCUUGAGUUGGAGCCGCUUGGCCAAGUGCAGUGAGCAGUUUCAACUUCUUGUUCGCUUCCGCCGGCCCAUCGGCAACGUACCCGAACUGGAGCUCAACACCACAGGUCUGCUGGGAAGCGGCUUCCAAUUGCAGGUCUUUACCUUGGAAGAUGGCGAUGCCGACGCAAUCUUCCUUGAGAAGGUCCCGCUCGACAUGUUCCAGGUACCACGUCCAUCCGAUGCGGCAGCAAAGCCAGUUCGUGUCAUUUCAGAAGGAAUCCUCGGCUACAAGUAUUCAGGCAGCUUGGUGCCAGUACUGCACAGUGCUAUGCCAUCCAGCGUGACCGCAGAUGACAAUCUGCAGGCACCUCAUACCUGGACCUUGGUCAUUAGCAACAUCCAGACCUACAACUCGACGGGUUGGAUUCAGGACUUACAAGUGUUGUUGGGAGAGGACGCCGGCCAAUGCAAGGACUUGCACGAGGUGUCGGAGGAACAGGGCAAUAUCACGGUGAUCUGCAGGUUGGAGAACGCUCGGGCUGGAGAGCCAGAGCCCUGGCACGCCGUGCAUCUCAUCUCCGUCUCACAGGGGCAGGCGGAGCCGUCAAAGGCUCCGAUCGUCUCUGUGGAGCCGGUGGUCGAAGAGGUGACGGGACUGCUUGGAUCUUUGGCUGGUGGCACUGUGCGGUCCUCGUCUUUGUUGGCGCGGGGCUGCGUGGACUGUCUGGAUCUUGGCCGGGACGAUACUGCCCAGAGGCCCUCGACUGCUGCUGCGAUCCAGGACAUGCUCCGAUGUAUUGGUCGCCGGGGUACCGUGCACGGUGCCCGCGGCCAGCAACAUCCAGGCAUCAAUGGCAAGCAAAAUCGAGUCGCAUGUCGGCGUUUGAAGACUUUGCGCGGUGUCCUCGCAGGUGAUGCUUCAGAACUCUAG